Messenger RNA from Coregonus clupeaformis (lake whitefish), 4328 nucleotides. It is a transcript of the gene nup107, whose product is annotated as nucleoporin 107. NCBI's taxonomy places the organism in Eukaryota, Metazoa, Chordata, Actinopteri, Salmoniformes, Salmonidae. Bases 263 to 4201 code for a protein of 1312 amino acids. The transcript has 26 exons. Gene Ontology annotation, molecular function: structural constituent of nuclear pore. Gene Ontology annotation, cellular component: nuclear pore outer ring; nuclear pore. Gene Ontology annotation, biological process: regulation of DNA-templated transcription; protein import into nucleus; mRNA export from nucleus. The record is from RefSeq and is a predicted model, not a curated record.
UUCAUGCAUUGUUUCCAGUCCAAAGUAAUCGAGUAUAUUCUCAAAUAUGAUUGAACAACUAGUAAACACUGAUUUGCACAUUUAAAAUUACUUAAUUUAGAUGUUACGAAUGAUUUUCCGUCGCUAAAGAAUGGGAUAUUGGCUCUAUUUAGGGGGUGUAUUAACAAUAUUGGAGCUCGAUUGUAAUUCCUUGUCGAGCGGGAACAAAAAGUAGAAGCUAGCAAGCAGGAUUAGCUUUCGUUGGAGUUAAUAUCCUGCUGUCAUGGACUGGGACCAGAAUGAGUUGCUGUCGCCUAUUGUACGGGAUGCUGAAGUGACCAGAGCGGCACGCCGAAAGAGUUCAAUUCAGAAGAAGGCUCAAUUCAACUUCCAUUCUCCUGGUGAUGACAGCCAAGGUAGUACCACCCCACCUGCCCGCUCCCUGCUCCGCCACACACCUGGAUCCCUCUUCAAACAGUCCUGUAAGUCUCUCCUCUUCAAACAGUCCUGUGAGUCUCUCCUCUUCAAACAGUCCUGUAAGUCUCUCCUCUUCAAACAGUCCUGUAAGUCUCUCCUCUUCAAACAGUCCUGUGAGUCUCUCCUCUUCAAACAGUCCUGUAAGUCUCUCCUCUUCAAACAGUCCUGUGAGUCUCUCCUCUUCAAACAGUCCUGUAAGUCUCUCCUCUUCAAACAGUCCUGUAAGUCUCUCCUCUUCAAACAGUCCUGUAAGUCUCUCCUCUUCAAACAGUCCUGUAAGUCUCUCCUCUUCAAACAGUCCUGUAAGUCUCUCCUCUUCAAACAGUCCUGUGAGUCUCUCCUCUUCAAACAGUCCUGUAAGUCUCUCCUCUUCAAACAGUCCUGUGAGUCUCUCCUCUUCAAACAGUCCUGUAAGUCUCUCCUCUUCAAACAGUCCUGUGAGUCUCUCCUCUUCAAACAGUCCUGUAAGUCUCUCCUCUUCAAACAGUCCUGUAAGUCUCUCCUCUUCAAACAGUCCUGUAAGUCUCUCCUCUUCAAACAGUCCUGUAAGUCUCUCCUCUUCAAACAGUCCUGUAAGUCUCUCCUCUUCAAACAGUCCUGUAAGUCUCUCCUCUUCAAACAGUCCUGUGAGUCUCUCCUCUUCAAACAGUCCUGUAAGUCUCUCCUCUUCAAACAGUCCUGUAAGUCUCUCCUCUUCAAACAGUCCUGUGAGUCUCUCCUCUUCAAACAGUCCUGUGAGUCUCUCCUCUUCAAACAGUCCUGUAAGUCUCUCCUCUUCAAACAGUCCUGUAAGUCUCUCCUCUUCAAACAGUCCUGUAAGUCUCUCCUCUUCAAACAGUCCUGUGAGUCUCUCCUCUUCAAACAGUCCUGUAAGUCUCUCCUCUUCAAACAGUCCUGUAAGUCUCUCCUCUUCAAACAGUCCUGUGAGUCUCUCCUCUUCAAACAGUCCUGUGAGUCUCUCCUCUUCAAACAGUCCUGUAAGUCUCUCCUCUUCAAACAGUCCUGUAAGUCUCUCCUCUUCAAACAGUCCUGUGAGUCUCUCCUCUUCAAACAGUCCUGUAAGUCUCUCCUCUUCAAACAGUCCUGUAAGUCUCUCCUCUUCAAACAGUCCUGUAAGUCUCUCCUCUUCAAACAGUCCUGUGAGUCUCUCCUCUUCAAACAGUCCUUCACCCCGAAGAGCGCUGCGAGGAACCCAGAUGUGUCGGCCAUCUUGGCGACCGGGGGCAGGACUCCUCGCUUCAUCCAUACACCACGACCUCCCCUGGGAAGUAUGAGCGUGAACCUGGAUGAAAGUGAUUGGACCAACAGCCUGUAUCCUUCUCCUCUGUCUGGGCUGGGGCUGGGGAACGCCAGCUUUACUGACGACAUCAACAUGUCCUCGGUCAUGCUGAAGGAGGAGGAUCCCGGAGAGGCUGCAUCAGUGAGUCUGUUCCCAGAGUUCCUCCAUUCCUAUCUCAGACACUCAUCCAGCGCUGUCUUUGACCUGCUGGAGGAGUAUGAAGCCAUCUGUCAAGAUAAGGUGGGCAUGCUCCAGAGGCUGGUAUCGAGGGCAGCGCCAGGGCAACAGAAGUCCUCUAAGACCGCUGGUAUCAGAUGGCUUUUACAGCAGGAGAUGGUCACCUGGCGCCUCAUCACUUCUCUAUACAGAGACAGGAUCCAGUCAGAGCUGGAGGAUGACAUCAUGAUGGAUGUGGCUGCUCCCAGUGUUAGUGAGAAGGAGGUGAUGGAACAACUCUUCCAGAGAGAUGCUGUAGUGCGGCAGAGUCAGCUGGUUGUGGAUUGGUUGGAGAGUAUCGCCAAAGAUGAAAUCGGGGACUUCUCUGACAACAUUGAAUACUACGCCAAGUCUGUGUACUGGGAGAAUACCCUUCAUGCUCUGAAACAGAGGAGAAACGCAUCCAGCACAGGCUUCAAUGUUCCCCUGGUUACUGAGCUGGACCCUGACGCCCCCAUCAGACAGAAGCGUCCCCUGGCAGACCUGGACAGGGAGGAUGACGCCAGGCUGCUGAAGUACCUGUUCACCCUCCUCAGAGCGGGCAUGACGGACGAGGCCCAGAGGCUGUGUAAGCGCUGUGGACAGGCAUGGAGGGCUGCUACUCUGGAGGGGUGGAAGCUUUACCACGACCCCAACAUCAACGGAGGCGGUGCAGAGCUGCUACCAGUGGAGGGGAACCCUCACCGCUGUGUAUGGAAGGUGUGCUGUUGGAGGAUGGCUGACGACGAACACUUCAGCAGAUAUGAGAGAGCCAUCUACGCUGUUCUGAGUGGGAACCUCAAACGGCUGCUCCCAGUGUGUGAGUCGUGGGAGGACAGUGUGUGGGCCUACUUCAGGGUCCUGGUAGACUCUCUGGUGGAACAGGAGGUCAGGUCCUCAGGAAUGGGCAGCGAGGAGCUGGAGGAGCUGCCACGAGAAUACCUGGAGGCCAACUGGACACUAGAGAAGGUGUUUGAGGAGCUGCUAGCAACAGAGUCAAAGAAAGUCCUGGAGGAGACUAAAGAACAUUACCACAUCAUCCAGAAGUUGGUCAUCCUGGGAGACCUGGAUGGUCUCCUGGAGGAGUUCAGUAACUGGUUGACCAGGAGUCCAGCUCUGCCCUCUCACCUGCUGCGAUUCAUGACCCACCUGCUGUUGUUCUACCGUAGCCUGGGCAUGCAGCUCAAGGAGGAGGUGUCGGUGGAUGUCCUGAAGGCCUACGUCUCUCUGUUGAUGAGGGAGAAGCAGGUGGAUCUGAUCGCCUUCUAUGUCAGCCACCUGCCGUCAGACAUUGGCACCGCCCAGUACGCUCACUUCCUGGAGGAGGUCGCCGAGGCUGACCAGAGACAACGCUGUCUGGAGCUGGCCAGGGAGGCAGGUCUGGACGUGGCAGCGGUCACUAAGAUGGUGGUGGAGAACAUCAGAGAGAGAGACACUGAGGACUUCGCUCAUCAUGACCUCACCCCUGCACUGGACACUGGCACCUCAGCGGAGGACCAGAGGAAGAUCGAUGUGAUUGAUUGGCUGGUGUUUGACCCCGCCCAGAGAGCUGAGGCCCUCAAACAGAGCAACGGCAUCAUGAGGAAGUUCCUGGCCUCUAAGAAACACGAUGCAGCCAAGGAGGUGUUUGGUAAGGUCCCAGAGGACUCCAUGAGGGAGAUAUACCGCCAGUGGGAGGAGCUAGGCCUGGACACGCCCCUUCCUGCAGAGGAUGAGAACGCCAUCAGGGAACACCUGUGUAUCCGCGCUUACCUGGAAGCUCAUGAGGCGUUCAAUGAGUGGUUCCAUCACAUGAACUCCCCCCCUCAGAAGCCCAGCCCCCCGGCCCAGGCCAAGUUCACUGAGAAGGUGGCCUUCGAGAUGAAGGAGAAGGAGUACCAGAUGGAACACGACAACUGGACCGGCCGUCUGGAGGCUCUGACUGAAGACGUGAAGGAGAGAAUCUACAACGUCCUGCUGUUUGUGGACGGGGGCUGGAUGGUCGACGUCCGAGAGGAUACGGAGGAGGACCCAGAGAGAGGCCACCAGAUGGUGCUGCUCCGUAGACUCUGUCUGCCCAUGAUGUCCUUCCUGUUGCAGACGGUACUGCAGAGAACACAACGCCACCAGGAGAGUCUCAGACUGGCUGAUAUCAUCGCCUCAGACCAACACCGCCUCUAUGAGGUGUUCUCCAAGGAUGAGCUGAGGAAGUUCCUUCAGAAGAUGAGGGAGUCGUCUCUUCUCUUAUUGGAUAAGAAUCUGGACCCGCUGGGGUACGAGAUCCAACCAUAAAUACACCCCACCUGGACAUUUGGUUUCUUUUUUUUGUGUUCUUUUUUUUUUUGUUGUUGCCAAAUUUAAGUAAUGGAGUGAAUGAUUUUCUGCAUUUUUGUAUACAAUAAAAGUGACUUGACUGAAA